AUGAACCCGCAAUGUUCUAAAUGUAAGGCAGCAAUUAGGAAAUAUAACUACUCAGUCAAAGAGAUAGAACGUAUGAGAAACGACUAUGCAGAUUUAAAGAAAGAAGCAGAAAAACCAGCAGAAGAUAAAAUGGACAUGUUAGAAUUUCUGAACAAAAACUAUCCAACAGCAGAAGAUUUCCUUCUUUCAGAUGUCAAGAAGAAGUAUAAAGAAACCUUCGGCAUAGUUAAAACAUUCGAUGUACUAAAAGAAGAAAUAGAAGCUACGAAAUUGUUUAGGAUUUCAAAUAUACAUCAUACAAUUCAUGUAAAACGCUUAUAA
This is a messenger RNA of Trichomonas vaginalis G3, 321 nucleotides long. RefSeq names its product organellar and viral DNA polymerase type B. The transcript has a single exon. The record is from RefSeq and is a predicted model, not a curated record. The coding region runs from base 1 to 321 and encodes 106 amino acids. Lineage: Eukaryota; Parabasalia; Trichomonadida; Trichomonadidae.